Messenger RNA from Xyrauchen texanus (razorback sucker), 4064 nucleotides. RefSeq names its product solute carrier family 35 member B3 (gene slc35b3). Lineage: Eukaryota; Metazoa; Chordata; Actinopteri; Cypriniformes; Catostomidae. Gene Ontology annotation, biological process: transmembrane transport. Gene Ontology annotation, molecular function: 3'-phosphoadenosine 5'-phosphosulfate transmembrane transporter activity. Gene Ontology annotation, cellular component: endoplasmic reticulum membrane; Golgi membrane. The record is from RefSeq and is a predicted model, not a curated record. The transcript is spliced from 10 exons. The coding region runs from base 417 to 1538 and encodes 373 amino acids.
UUCUGCCAGGGAGACAGAACAGCUCUACAGCACCAGCAUUAUCUUGUGUUUUACAUAAUUGACCCGGAGAUAUGUGAAUUAUGAGUCUGAUUUGUGUUUUGAUCGGCUGGUCUGAUGAAAUAAUGUGUGUGUUAACUUAAGACGAGCGCUUUAAUUUGAUUUUACACCCGGAAGUGAAGCUGUGCAGAAGUUGUUAGCCUAGCCGCUAACUCUCUUCAUGUGUGUAAAUGACAGAUGAAUGAGUGAUUCAGUGUGAUAAAUCACUCACAACUCAACUGUUUAUAGCGAUUGAAAUCGCAGACUGCCGCUGUCAUGAGUCGUGUAUUGGGCUGAUGUGAGAUGAGUGUGAUAUACAGUCUCUGAUUAGUGUAAUUCAGCUGAUCGAUCACUCUGAUCUUCUGCUGUAUUCAGACAUCAUGAGUAGUACAUUUGGACUGGUGAACUACAGCUCCAGGAAGCACAUCUCUAUAACUGUGCCGUCAUCUACAGAGGUGAUGUCACCUCAUAUCAAAUCAGUGGAAGAGUUGAGAGUGCUGGGCUUCAACCUCAGCAGCUUCAACACACCAACACAGUUCUUCAUUUGUGUGGCUGGAGUCUUCCUCUUUUACCUCAUCUACGGCUACCUGCAGGAGCUGAUAUUCUCAGUGGAGGGGUUUAAACCAUUUGGCUGGUAUCUGACUUUAGUGCAGUUUGGAUUUUACUCUUUAUUUGGUCUAGUGGAGUUACAGCUCACUCAGGAUAAGAGGAGGAGGAUACCAUGCAAAACAUACAUGAUCAUCGCAUUUUUAACAGUUGGGACCAUGGGCCUGUCCAACACUUCACUCGGCUACUUGAACUAUCCUACACAAGUCAUCUUUAAGUGCUGCAAACUCAUUCCUGUUAUGAUUGGAGGAGUCUUCAUACAAGGAAAGCGCUAUAACGUUGCAGAUGUGUCUGCUGCUUUCUGCAUGAGUCUGGGGCUAAUCUGGUUCACACUGUCAGACAGUAAGAUUGCACCUAACUUCAACGUAACAGGAGUCAUCCUCAUAUCUAUGGCUCUCUGUGCAGACGCUGCCAUUGGGAAUGUGCAGGAGAAAGCCAUGAAAAUCCAUAAUGGAUCCAACUCAGAGAUGGUAUUAUACUCUUAUUCCAUUGGCUUUGUUUAUAUUCUGUUGGGUCUGCUGUGUGUGGGGGGGCUUGGACCUGCUGUCUCAUUCUGCUCUCAGCAUCCAGUGACGACCUAUGGUUACGCAUUCUUCUUUUCCCUGACGGGAUAUUUUGGCAUUUCAUUUGUACUAGCAUUAAUAAAGUUGUUUGGUGCACUGGUCGCUGUCACAGUGACUACAGGAAGGAAAGCCAUGACCAUUGUACUGUCAUUUCUGUUCUUUUCAAAGCCUUUCACUUUUCAGUAUGUUUGGGGAGGUCUGCUGGUGCUGUUUGGCAUCUUCCUGAAUGUCUACAGUAAAAACAGAGACAAAAUGAAGCUCCCUUCAUUAGCGGAGCUCAAAAAACGAGUGCUCAGAGGCAGGAAGGUCCGUCUUCUGUCUCAGAACGUGUAGGAGGAUGAACUGUAAAGCAUUCAUGAUGGCCUUCUCCUCCGUCCUACAUCUGGUGGUGCUCAGGUGUGGUCUGAAGCCCAUGUGGGCACAAACACCCACACACAGCCGAGUCAGGACUUGUGGAUUAUGGGGACCUGUUUGAUUCAAAGAGACUGUAAACAAGAGCCAAAAAUGCAAUGAUUUGCACUGGACAAUGAGUGAAACUGAAGAUAGAAAGGGUUUCUAGAGAAUAUAUUCCUUUUUUACUAAUCAUGUCCUGACCAGAAUGUUGGCCUAACAGAGCCAGUGACAUUUUAAAUGAACUUUCACCCACAUGUGCCACAAAAUACUGGCAACAUUCAACACCGAAGUCAGGACUCCAUUUCUUGAGUAAACUGAUUGUACAGGAACAAAAAAAGAAAUCGAUGACUGUGUUUGUUUUAAGGGCUGACAUUCUGAAGUGGAUCAAGUUAUCAGCUUCCACAUUUGCUAAGCGUUUGUUUGGUGAAAGGGUGGCUGUUAUUGCAUUAAAAAAAAUGGAAAGUUGAUUCAGACGGUUUGGAGUGUUUUCAUGAAUAAUGGUGUCUCUUAUCCAUUGGCUCCAGCAUGAAGAGUUGAACGCCUGCCAAGCUCUUCCUCAGAUGUGUCGCCCUGUGAUUGCCCAGGGCCUGUUUGAUUAGUAAUCCUGGAAGAAGAUAGCAUUAGAAAGAAAACAAACAUUGUGCACAGGGCUUGGCUUUAAACCUCAUUUAGAUGAGCAGAACGUCACGUGUGUGUAUGCACAUAUGUGUUUGUGAAUGUGUGUGACAUUUUCAAAGCCUGAGGGAGAUGAUUAUUGUGCCGUUGUUGCCACCUCUCCCUGUACACUUACUGCCAGUUAGCAAACAGCAUUAGCACAGAUAGCGGAGUACACAAAGGACUAACUUCAGUUUGACUGACUUUAAUUUUUCCAUUAUUUGGAACCCUGGACACUCAUAAUCAAAUGUUACAACUUAAAUACGGACCAUACACAAAUAUCACAGUGAACAUCAAGAUACCAAAAUGAAGCUUUCUAAUCCUAAAAUAGUCUUUAGCACAAUCAUCCUUUAUUUAGAUAAAAAAGCUCAGCAACAUAUAGGGUUAACCAAAGGCAUGAGAUUGGGGUGGGAUCCGUUUUUAUUUUCUUUCAUACCAAUGGAAGACAGGAGAGUGUUCAAGAGAACUGUUUGUAGACACUCGUUGUUUUUGCAAUUCUUUUCGACACCACUAAUUGCACAGAAGUUAUACAGUUUAGCUUUAAACUGUAGGAAACGCAGAGAGGACCAGGAGAUUCUGGGAAAGCUUCAGCAGGAUUCUUUAUUGUAGAAGAUUGGAGAAUCAGUCUACACUUCAGAAGGUGCUGUCAUCAAGGUGCUGUCACGCUGCAGUCAUCAAGUUUAACUUAGGGAGGCAUGCAUUGUAUUUUAUAGGCAUUCGGUGGGCAGUCCUUCCAGGUGGAAACAAAGUAUUCAGGUGAACCUUAAACAAAGAAUGCAGUUGAACCCACCACAGACUGGGGUUUCUCCAGCCCUAAUCCAGUCAGCAUAACUAUAUCACACAGACGACUUCAUUUUUUCAUAGAAAUAAGAAAGGGUCAACACCUAUGGCAAUGCAAUGACUCAGACAUUCAUUGAAUCAUGAACAAUGGCCACUAAUUCGCAGAGUGGGUCUGGGGCACCUAGAGCCAUCACAGACAAAAGGUGAUAGGCUUAUGGGGCUUUUCCACUGCAUGUUACUGCUUGAAUCGACUUUUUUAAUUUUUUUACUGUGGAUAGUACCUAGUACCUGGUACUUUUUUUUAGUACCGCCUCGGUCGAGGUUCCAAGCGAGCCAAUACUAAAUGUGACGUCAAAACCCUGCAGAUCACUGAUUGGUCAGAGAGAAUCUAUAAGCUAGAUGGCAGGUUAGCUUUCCCUCGUGCGUCAUCGAGCUAACACAUUGAUGUUCUUGUCUGUGCUUUGGUGCACGAUUUCCCAAACUAAUCGUGGUUUUUCUUAGCAGUAUGUUGUCUUGAGGCCGUCAGCCUCUUUUUAAACAAAGUUUGUCGUCUUGUUGUGAAAAACAGCCACAUGCCGAACAUCAAGGACACCAUUCCUUCUAUAUGCUCCAUUGCUCCUUUGUUGUGUGUUUGUGUCAUGUUGUAUGUUUGUGUCACGUUUAAAUGAUGUCACGGCAGUAUAGGUGGCGCAAGUAUGACAAUUAGCCAAGAAUCCCACCCACGUUGAGGUGGCACUUAACAGCAGCGGAAAAGCUUAAUUAGUAAUUUACUUCCAAUGGAAAGUCGCACCAGGGCUGUAUGGGGUACAGAUCAUCUGCAGACACAGAAUAUUUGGAUGCGUUACAAUCUUUCCACUUGUUUGACUAGAUCAUAUGUGACCCACCAAUCAGAUGGUAUGUUUUCCAUUUAAAACUAUGCGUGCAAAGUGAGAAAUAAAAUGUUUUCUACUAUACUUCAUUCUAAACGCCUGCUAAUUCGGCAGAUUGGAUGGUUAUGAAUGUAGAAGUCCUACGUGAUCAUUCAUCUUGCAA